AUGGGUGGCUCAGCCCCAGAGCUGGAAAUCACGAUCAUCUCUGCCAAACACCUCAAGAAUGUUAAUUGGAGAAACGGAGAUCUGAGACCUUACGCCACCUUUUGGUUCAACUACAAUUACGACAAACCCCGCAAUACCACAAAAGUCGACAACUCUAAUUCAACCAAACCCGUUUGGGAUGAACACUUCGUCAUUGGUCUACCAUUCCCUCCCUACUCCACCUUUCUUAAGCUAGAGAUCCGCCAUAAUGCCCAACCACUUCACUUGCGGAAACAUUUGGUUGGAACCCUCCUUUUCAAGCUUAAAGAUCUACCUGAUCCAGAAAAUUCCAACCUCAUUCGAAAAUUCGAUCUUACCCGUCCAUCUGGUCGUCCCAAUGGUAAGAUCCACCUGAAGCUUUGCUUUCCCUGA
Lactuca virosa is the source of this 411-nucleotide messenger RNA. NCBI's taxonomy places the organism in Eukaryota, Viridiplantae, Streptophyta, Magnoliopsida, Asterales, Asteraceae. The record is from the annotation of a GenBank genome assembly.